AUGAAGCAGCUCCUGGGCCCCCUGUUGCGGCAGACCCUGGGCCAGUACCUGGAGGUUGCGGAGCAUGAGCUUGACCUCUCUGGACAGCUGUCCUUGAGCGCGGUGCAGCUCCGGAAGCAUCUUGCAGGGCCGCUGCAGGUCUCCGGGCAAGUUGGCCUUAUCUCAGCACGAUGGUGCUGGUCUGAGCUGUUGCGACAGCCGGUGGUUGUGAAUCUGCACGAUGCCGAACUCCAGCUGCAGCUGGCAGAGGCAUCAGAGGCCGAGAAUCCAGUUCAGACUCCGCAGGAGCCAGAGCCCGGAUUCCUUGGGAGGCUGAAGCGCCGGCUGGUGGAUCAGCUAGACCUCACUGUGACCAACUGCCACCUUAGUCUCGCAGGACUCGAAGUGGUAGCUGGCGGUGCAUUCAAGCGCUUCUCGGUGGCAGCUGUGCAUGCGGGCGAGCAAGUUGUGGAGCUUGAGGGGCUCGAGUUGCACCUCGGACCCAGACAAACGGGAGACGUAGGCGCCAGCAUUGCCGGCGCAUCCUCAGCCUAUCUGCCUCCACCGCCUCCACCUCCACCCUUGCCUGUGUUUCUUUGGGCGUCCCCACGCGGCCGCGCCCGUCGCUUCGCUGGGCGGCGCUUCGUCGACCUCCGUGGCUUGGACCUGGAGAUUGACCUGGAGGCCGUUCAAAUAGCUUGGACGCGCGUGCACGCCGAGUGCAUGCUCACUCUGCUCCGGAACCUUCAGGACCUGAGGGAUGGCAGAGAUUUCAGAGAUUGCGAUUCCGACCCAGAGUUCCUCGAUUGCGAAGAGAGGCCCCGUCCAUCGUGGUCCGCUUGGCUGAGGUCCUGGGGAGUUUUAGGUCCAGAUGAAGGCGAGAUGCCGGAGCUUCCUGCAGAACUGGGAGCGUCCAUGGAAGAAUCACCAGUGGGUAAAGCUGAAUUUAGCCUGGCAUUGGCUAACCCGACCUUGAUCAUUGUUCUUGAUAGCUCUCUUGAAGUCGAACUGAGUUGCCAGAUGAGCUUCCACCUUGGUGAGCAUGACGCCUGGAACCUUGAUGUGCGCCUGACGCGCUUUGCCAUAUCGGAGCUCUUGGAGGGGAAUGCCAAUGUUCCGAUCGGUGGGAUGACGGGCUCCGAUGACCUCGUCAUCAACGCAGACUCACGCGACAAGACCCUAUCACUGCGGAGCGCACAGCUGGAAGUGCAAAUCACGCCGGCUCUUCUGCGCUGUGGCCUUUGGGCAUGGCAAGCCCUUGAGAGUGCACUAUUCUUAAAACCAUCCUCCGAGUUCGUCUCCUGGCAUGUUGCGUGGGACGUGCCGCUUACCGUCGAAAUCGGAAAGCCCUGGCACUCCCGCACGCUCCUCCUGAAAGCCCGCUUCGUUUGCGACAGCGGUGCCGAUUGCUCCGUCCUCACGUGUCUUCAAUUGGAUGAACAUCAGCUGAUUGAAGAGCUGGCCUUAAGCCUUCAUCGGGCCAACAAACUGGUUGCCAUGGCAGAGCUGAUGCGGUGUCAGUGCGACAUUCGCGAUCUUGUAACGUUCAUUCGGGUUGCGAAAACCUUGUACAACUUUCGAGACAUCCUAGAUGUGCCAGGGGAAUCACCUCUUGAGCUCGACGUAAGGAUUGACACCAUAGAGAUGAUCCUGUUUGAUCGAGACCUGGAGCUUGAUUGCGAGCUUUUAUGCAACAGUCUUAAAUUGAGCCUCAUGCAGCCAAGCGCUGCCGGGAUCGUUGCAGAUGAUGUUAAAGUCCAUGUGCGAACGGCUGGGAAGGAGGGCGGUAGUCUCCACAUAGUGAGCCCUGUGAUCAAUGUGACCCUUCUGAAAGGCUUGGAAGCACAGCUAGAAUGUGAGCUAUAUUGCCGCGACCCUGAUUUUGAGGACGCUGCUAUAGGUUGUCCAUCUCUGAGGUGCAUCUAUGUGGAGAACGAGCGUGGCUGCAAGCUCCGGGCAAUCACGCUUGACUGCAGCCUGAACUUCAUAAGCUUGAGCACCACCGAGACCUUCCUUCAGCGGUGCCGACUUGCCUGUGAGUAUGUGUACGACCAUAUCUUGGCCGCACUAUUCAUUGAGCCUGUCUUGCUGGAAGAAAGGCCUUUCGGUCUUUCAAUUGAGGCAGCGGAGGUUGUUGCAACCCCGCAGAUUUCAGCGGGAUGGCUCGCAGGAAGCACAGUUUGUGGAAUGGAGCCGCCCGUGACGAACCUCCUCGAAGAGCUGCAAAGUCGCCCAGUUCCACUGACAUUGCUUUUCCAGAAGCCUUUGCAGAGUUGUUGCUUCACUGUGUGCAUGCAUCCUGUUGUCCUCAAUGCCGUGGACUUUUCUGUGCAGCGUGGGAUCAAGGCAAGACUUGAAAAGUCUGAUAUCACUUUCAAGAAGUUUCAGCAGAGCAUAGAGGGAUCUUGGACUGUUCUCGUGCAGAAGGUCGCCAAGCAUUACCUGGCCCAAGCUGCAGCUGCUUUGCCGAAGCUGUUCUGUAAUAUGUCAGUUGGCGGUCUUCGUCUUUUCGACGGUACAGUCUCAUCGGCUGGCACUUCGCUGGCCUUCCUACGGUUUGGUGGCACAGCCAUUCCUCAGGGAGCCCUUGCUGGCACCUUGGCCAAGGCGGUGGCCUCUGCAACCAGCUCGUCUCUAGAGAAGGGCCGGGAGCUGCGGGGCGGUGACCGAUACCGGUUCGGUGACCUCACACGUGGAUUGGUGUCGCUGUCUUGGGAGCGUGGAGUGCGCGGCACUGCUUCGAGUGCUGCAGCACAUGCCUACGAUACCGGCGCGGUCUCUACCACGGCCGGGGCUUCUGUAGGUGGGGUGCUGCUUGCUCCACUUGGCCCAGUAGGGGUCACUGGUGGGAUGAUGGGCGGAGCCGCCGUUGGGCGCCGAGUCUCUGAAAGUGUUGGGCAUCGUGCCACCGCGGUUCGAGAGUCAAUUUCCCAGACCCUUGCCGAAGGCAGAGAGGCGCGGGGUGAAGGCCAGGAAGACCCCACAGUAACGGACAGUCCGGCGGGGUCUGGCUACCGCUUUGGUGACUUUACACGUGGACUUCUUCGUGCAGGGCGCGAGUCGCGAGGUGGUGAGGGCUAUAAGAUUGGGGAUCUUACCAGAGGAGCGUGGUCCAAGAUGAAGCGGUAG
Molecule: messenger RNA, 3108 nt
Organism: Symbiodinium natans
Lineage: Eukaryota; Dinophyceae; Suessiales; Symbiodiniaceae
Source: the annotation of a GenBank genome assembly